AUGAAGACCGAUUUCAAGUUCUCGAACUUGCUGGGCACUGUUUACUGCCAGGGCAACCUGCUCUAUAGCCCCGAUGGCACCCAUCUUUUCUCGCCAGUCGGCAACAGAGUGACUGUCUUUAAUCUGGUAGAAAACAAAUCAUACACCCUCCCGUUCGCUCAUCGCAAAAACAUUGCCCGUAUCGGACUUACACCACGCGGCAACCUUCUCCUCUCCAUUGACGAAGAUGGACACGCGAUCUUGACCAAUGUCCCCCGAAGGAUAUCCAUAUACCACUUCUCCUUCCGAUCUUCCGUCACAGCACUAUCAUUCUCGCCAUCCGGUCGACAUUUCGCCGUGGGACUGGGUCGCAAAAUUGAGGUCUGGCACGUCCCCUCAACCCCCGAUGCUUCUGCCGAGGGUGAACUCGAAUUUGCUCCUUUCGUUCGAUACCACACACAUACCGGUCAUUUCGAUACCGUUAGCCACAUUGAGUGGUCCAGCGACUCACGAUUCUUCCUCACAACCUCCAAGGAUCUCACAGCGCGGAUAUGGAGUUUGAACCCUGAGGAGGGUUUCACCCCCACGGUACUCUCAGGCCACAAACAGGCUGUUAUCGGUGCUUGGUUCUCAGAAAAUCAGGAGAUAAUUUACACUGUGAGCAAGGAUGGCGCCGUCUUUGACUGGCAAUAUGUCAAGCCUAUCAACCGUAUUAAGGACGACGAUAAGAUGGAUGAUGACGAUGAUGAUUCAGAUAUGCAAUGGCGCAUUGUCCAACGGCACUACUUCAUGCAGGGAAGCGCUCAUGUGCGAUGUGCCGCUUUCCACCCUGAGACGAAUCUCCUGGUUGCUGGUUUCUCCAACGGUCUGUUUGGCCUGUACGAGAUGCCCGACUUCAACAUGAUACACAAGCUGAGCAUCUCGCAAAACGAUAUCGACUUUGUCACCAUCAACAAAAGUGGCGAGUGGUUGGCGUUUGGUGCGUCCAAGCUGGGACAAUUACUGGUAUGGGAGUGGCAGUCUGAAUCUUACAUCCUUAAACAGCAGGGCCAUUUCGAUGCCAUGAACGCUCUGGUCUACUCACCUGACGGCCAGCGCAUUAUCACCACUGCUGACGACGGAAAGAUUAAGGUCUGGGAUAUCCAGUCAGGCUUCUGUAUAGUUACCUUCACUGAGCAUACUAGCGGCGUUACGGCUUGCGAGUUUGCCAAGAAGGGUAAUGUUCUCUUCACAUCAAGUCUGGAUGGAUCUAUUCGAGCCUGGGAUUUGAUCCGGUAUCGAAACUUCCGAACUUUCACAGCACCCACGAGACUGUCAUUCUCAUGCAUGGCUGUUGACCCCAGCGGCGAAGUCGUAGCUGCUGGAUCUCUCGAUUCCUUCGACAUUCACAUUUGGUCCGUCCAGACAGGCCAGCUUCUUGAUCAGCUAUCAGGCCACGAGGGCCCUGUCUCGUCUCUCGCAUUCACACCCAAUGGUGACUCACUUAUUAGUGGUUCUUGGGACCGCACAGCCCGCAUCUGGUCUAUCUUUAGCCGGACACAGACCAGCGAGCCUCUGCAACUCCAGGCUGAUGUUCUCGAUAUUGCUGUCCGUCCAGAUUCUUUGCAACUUGCCAUCUCAACAUUAGAUGGCCAGCUUACUUUCUGGUCGGUAACAGAUGCAGAGCAAACUUCUGGAGUGGAUGGACGAAGAGAUGUUUCGGGAGGACGAAAACUCACAGAUCGCCGAACCGCGGCCAAUAUGGCUGGCACAAAGAGCUUCAACACAAUCCGAUAUAGCGCUGAUGGCAGCUGUCUCUUGGCUGGCGGAAACAGCAAGUACAUCUGCUUGUACUCCGUAACAACCAUGGUGCUUCUGAAGAAGUACACUGUCAGCGUCAACCUUUCUCUCUCCGGUACCCAGGAAUUCCUCAACAGUAAAUUGUUGACUGAAGCCGGCCCUGCGGGAGACCUCGACGACCAGGAAGCUUCGGACCGUGAAGAUCGCGUGGAUAGUUCGUUGCCAGGAUCAAAACGUGGUGAUCCUUCAGCACGAAGGAAGGUCCCUGAGGUGCGUGUGACAGGUAUUGGUUUCUCACCUGCAGGCACUGCAUUCUGUGCUGCCUCUACGGAGGGUCUCUUGAUCUACAGUUUGGAUCAGGACAUCCAGUUCGACCCUUUUGACCUGAACAUGGAGAUCACCCCUGCCUCAACACUCGCCGUUCUCGAGACAGAGCAAGACUACCUCAAGGCACUUGUCAUGGCCUUCCGCCUCAACGAGGCUGGCCUGAUCAAGCGAGUCUUCCAAGCCAUCCCCUUCGCCGAAAUUCCUCUCGUCGUUGCCGACCUCCCUACCGUUUAUGUUUCUCGUCUUCUCCGCUUCGUCGCCGCCCAAACCGAGGAGUCACCCCACAUUGAGUUCUGUCUCGUCUGGAUCAAGGCUAUCGUUGAUAAGCACGGAGCUUGGCUCUCGGCAAACCGUGCCAAGGCCGAUAUUGAGCUAAGAGUCGUUGCGCGAGCUGUAUCUAAGAUGAGGGAUGAGAUUAGGAGACUUGCUGACGAAAACGUGUACAUGGUUGAUUACUUGUUGGGUCAAGCCGAGGAUAAGUCUGCAAAAAAGGAUGUCAAGACAUUAGAGAGUGGCAAAGCUGUAGAUGUGAAGCUUAUGGAUGUUGAUGGGGAUGAGCAGUCUGAAGCGGGAUCCGAUGAAUGGAUUGGUUUAGAAUAG
This is a messenger RNA of Fusarium tjaetaba, 2685 nucleotides long. RefSeq names its product periodic tryptophan 2. Bases 1 to 2685 code for a protein of 894 amino acids. Gene Ontology annotation, biological process: ribosomal small subunit assembly; maturation of SSU-rRNA from tricistronic rRNA transcript (SSU-rRNA, 5.8S rRNA, LSU-rRNA). The transcript has 3 exons. NCBI's taxonomy places the organism in Eukaryota, Fungi, Ascomycota, Sordariomycetes, Hypocreales, Nectriaceae. The record is from RefSeq and is a predicted model, not a curated record. Gene Ontology annotation, cellular component: Pwp2p-containing subcomplex of 90S preribosome; small-subunit processome. Gene Ontology annotation, molecular function: protein binding.